AUGGAGAGUCUAUUUCAACGUCAAGAGAUACUCUCAGAAACAAUUAAUAAAAUUGGUGUAAACUUCAACAAGGACGCAGCUGCCCGUAAAACCACCGAUUACAUCAAAAAACGUGUGGAUACACUUGACGAGCUGUGGAACGAAUUUGAAAACAACCACAGCAGACUUCUUUACUACGACAUCAAAACAACAAUGUAUGUCAACACCAACAUGUACGAAAAAGUGAAGUCUAAAUAUGAGUCCAUCCGCAACACUCUUUUAACUUAUCAAGCCCCUCCUGACGGAAGGGAGGCAAGGGGAACUCCAUCAAAGUCCGACGAAUUGAUCAUGCAACAAGCUACCAACUUCAGAGCCCUAUCUCGGUUAAUUCGCAAUAUUGACAUUGAAACCAUUAACGAGAAGUGGGAGGUUGAAGACAAGUUGCAGAUGCUUCAGGCCAGGUGGAAAAUAAUAGAUGAAACACAUUGGCAGAUCGACAAUCUGCUUACUGAUUGUAACUUGGACUACGAGCAAGAUUUCACUGAUAACGAAAAUCGGUACGAGUCUGUUAAACGUCAAUUACAUCGCAAAUUGAACGCCACCACAUCCCAGAAUCAAUCUCUACCAAAAAUCGAGAUCCCUAUCUUCUCGGGUAACUAUGCGCAGUGGCCAACCUUCCUAGAUUUAUACAGAGAAACGAUUCACAACAACAUGUCACUCUCUAAAGCCCAGAAGAUGCAACAUCUUAAAGGGAGGCUCCGAGGUGAAGCGGAAAGGAUUGUCCAACAUCUUACGGUAUCGGCAGAAAACUACGAUGCGUGCUGGGACAUAUUAACACAUAGAUACGACAACAAACAGCUUCUAUUUACACGGCUAAUGCAAACGUUCAUGAAUCAACCCUCUAUCCAACACCAAAGUGCGUAUGAACUAAAACGGUUACACGAUACCACUCUUGAGACGACUCACGCAAUUAAUAACCUAGGGGUGGAUACAGCAACGUGGGCUCCUAUCUUAGUUCAUAUCCUAACAGGAAAGCUGGACGCCGACACCUAUACGUCUUAUAUGGAAACAAGAAAGGCCCCACGAGAGCUACCAACAUUCGCCGAGUUUAUACAGUUCCUGGAAAGCAAGUUUACUGCCUUGGAACCCGUAACCAGGAAAAAACAGCAACCCAACGUCUCUACAGCGCCAAAACCUUAUAAUCCGCCAGAAAGAAAUCCACCUGCUAGAGACUAUUCGACGCCAUCACUAAGGGCAGUACAAAACAAACAGACACGUGCUCACCCACGAACGUACCACGUGAGCGCCGAACGAUCGUGUCCCUUAUGUAAAACAAACCACGUGUUAAUGAACUGCAAACUAUUUUCUGACAUGGCACCUGAUGCUAAAUUGAAAACAAUUUCACAAUUAAAUAUAUGUGAAAAUUGUCUAUAUUGCCACGAUAAACAAUGCCAUUCCAAGAAAACGUGCCGUGUCUGCAACUUGCCGCAUCACACCUCGUUACACGACAGUCUUCGCGUUGCUAAGCGAACUCCGCCACCGCCGGAGGGUCAACCACCUUUGCAACCUAAAUUCAAUCACGCCGUGCCUCUACAAACAUCUUCAAACCACGUGGCGGGCAACUAUAAUGAGGUGUUAUUAGCCACCCUACAAAUAAGGGUCAAGGCCAUUAACGGCACUUAUGUCACACUGAGAUGUUUACUCGACCAAGGAUCACAGAUCAAUCUCAUAACCGAGUCUGCAGUACAACGUCUCGGACUCCCUAGACAGCAUGAGAACGCCUCUGUAUUUGGAAUUGGAGCAUCUAACACCCAGAGUAAUGGAACCGUAUCAUUAAACUGCACUUCACUUUAUGGCGACUAUACAUUUACUACCAGCGCAUUAGUUAUGAAAAAGGUUCUAAAUAACUUGCCUAACUGCAGCUUCAAAAAACAACAAUGGCCACACCUACAAGACAUAAACUUGGCGGACCCCGACUACAAUGUUUCUCGACCUGUGGAUGUCCUACUCGACGCGGGUGUAUAUGCAGAAAUAGCUACAGGGUGCAUCUUACGUGGCCCUAGCGAAGCACCCAUAGCACUACAAACCAAGGUGGGAUGGGUCCUUCUCGGCAACAUGAAAACAUAUAAUUGUCAUGCUCUCAUUCAUAACCUAGAAGAAAUAUCACUAUUUUGGGAAUUAGAAGACAUUACUACAAACAAUAAUAAACAAAUGACUUCAGGCGAGGCGUGUUGUGAAACAUUAUACGCGAACUCGACACGCCGCCUCGUAGACGGUCGCUACGUAGUAAAAAUACCUAUGAAACAGAAUUACGAACAAAAAUUAGGUACAUCCAAGCGACAAGCAGUAGCGCAAUUCAGACAACUUGAAAAACGUCUAACGCAAAACGCAGAAUUGUCUGACAGUUACAAGGCGUUCAUAGGUGAAUAUGUGGAGCUCGGUCACAUGAAGCUCAGCACAGAAUCACGAGAGCCAAGCUGCUUCCUGCCACAUCACGGGGUUCUCAAACCCGAAUCUACUACGACCAAAUUGCGUGCCGUAUUCAACGCGUCUUCGAACACAUCGUCAGGGUACAGUUUGAAUCAACUUAUGGAAUGCGGCCCGAACCUACAACAAGAUUUACAAUCAAUGAUUUUACGGUGGCGAUCAUACCAAUACGUUUAUACGGCAGAUAUAGAACAGUUUUACCGCCAAAUCUUGAUUGCUGAAGAAGACCAACAUCUUCAAAAAAUUGUAUGGAGGGACUCUACACUCGAACCAAUACAAGAGUACCAACUGUGUACAGUAACCUAUGGUACUAAGGCCGCACCAUUCCUCGCUAUGCGCACAAUUAAGCAACUGAUUAUGGAUGAGGGCAAGUUCUACCCUCUAGCUGCUGAAAUCCUCGAUCAUCAGUUAUAUGUUGACGAUUUGUUAGCCGGCUGCAACAGCAUAGAAGAAGCACAAAUGGCACAAAGCCAAUUAAUUACAAUGCUAAAAUGCGGAGGAUUUAACAUGCGCAAAUGGGCUAGUAACAAUCUCACUCUAUUGGAAAAUUUGCCCGAGGAACUUAUUAAUCAAAACAUGUUCAAUUUUCAACAGGCCGAGACAAACAAAACACUAGGCAUGACGUGGAAUCCCCAAACGGAUAACUUUACGUUCCGACAUAACUCAGUUACGACUACAAAUGGCGUCACUACGAAACGAACUCUGCUGUCCGAACUCGCCAAACUAUACGACCCGCUUGGAUGGCUAUCUCCUGUUACAACGAAGGCAAAGCUCAUGUUUCAGCAAGCUUGGAAAACGACAUCAGACUGGGACAGCCCUCUUCCAGAAUGCAUACAACAGGAAUGGGAACAAUUCAACAAAGAACUCCCAUCCAUACAAAAUUUUUUUAUACCUCGCUGGAUUGGGAACACUCAACAAAACAUUGAGCUUCAUGGAUUCAGUGAUGCCUCUGAAAAGGCCUAUGGAUGUGUAAUCUACUGCAUAUCUACAGGACCACAUGGAAAAAAGAUCAUACAAAUUGUGGCGGGCAAAACAAAGUUAGCGCCUUUGAAUAAGCGCAUUACACUACCGCGCAUGGAACUAUGCGGCGCAUUGUUACUAGCACACCUCAUGAAAAAGGUCACUGACUCAAUAAAGGCGCAGACAGUCACAAUACACGGGUGGACCGACUCUAUGGUAGUACUAGGAUGGCUACAAGGUGAACCCUACCGAUGGAAAACAUUUGUGGCAAACAGGGUGACACAAAUAACGGAAGUCAUGCCCCCAAAUUGCUGGAGACACGUAAAAUCAGAGGAUAAUCCUGCUGAUUGUGCGAGCCGUGGUUUGUCUCCAUGUCAACUCCUGUCGCACUCUCUCUGGCGGGAGGGCCCUUCAUGGCUGAAAAGUAAUGACCUGCCUCCUGAAAACAUAUUCGAAACGCGCGAAGAAGAGCGAAAGCAACCUCAAGUGUGUGUGACGCAAAUACCUGCCCCACUUAUUGAAGAGCUUCUACAUAAGCAUAGCUCCAUGACACGUGCAACAAGAACGCUGAGCUGGACCCUACGUUUUAUAAAAAAUGCGCGUGACAAAAACGGCGCCAUUCGACUCACGUACUUAUCGUCAACUGAAUUAAGGUCGACAUUACACAUGAUAAUCAAGACAGUACAACAUAACUCUUUUGCAGAAGAAAUUUCGCAACUACAAAAACAUAACCGGGUCAGUUCAAGCAGCAAAAUUAUUAAUUUGAAUCCAAUAAUUGAUCGAGACACUAUACUACGAGUUGGCGGGCGACUAGGUCGAGCCGACUUGAGUCACACUCAAAAACACCCCAUCAUCCUACCGAAGAAACACAAGCUGACCGAAUUAUUAAUUGAACAGGCGCACGCUGCUACUCUCCACGGAGGCGCUCGAUUAACCCUGCAGUAUCUACGAACCAAAUAUUGGAUCAUUGGAGGCAUGUCAACGGUCAAGCAAUGCAUUACAAGGUGUGUCAAAUGUCACCGCCACAAUAAGCAGAACAGCUACCAAUUGAUGGCCGACUUGCCCGAACAGCGGGUGAAUCCCUCCCGCCCCUUUACUCAUACGGGGGUGGACUUUACCGGACAAGUGGAUGUCAAGGCCAACAAGGGUCGUGGAAUUAAGACGAUGAAAGCCUACAUCGCUGUUUUCAUUUGCCUAUGCACCAAGGCCGUUCACCUCGAGUUGGUAUCUGAUUUAACUGCAGCCGCUUUCAUCGCUGCCUUAAAACGUCUUUGUGGCCGAAGAGGAACACCCAGGCACAUGUAUAGCGACAACGGCACAAACUUUGUUAGCGCUGCCAAGAUAUUAACGAAAGAAAGAGAGGAGGCCCUGCGACUAUAUGUAAACGACGAGUUCCUGAACUUUGCUGCUGAAUCUAACAUCGAAUGGCAUUUCAAUGCUCCAUCGUGGCCUACUGCAGGCGGCCUCUGGGAAGCUGCGGUCAAGAGUUUAAAACACCAUCUUAGACGCGUGCUGGGGGAACAACGACUAACAUUUGAAGAAUUCUCGACGUUGCUGGUACAGAUCGAGGCUUGCCUGAACUCGAGACCACUAGUGGCUAUUACUGAGGACCCAGAGGAUUUAGAUUGUCUCACUCCUGGGCACUUCCUGGUCGGCGGGCCUCUGUUAGGACCACCAUUACGCACCGACGACAACAAUAUGAGCUUAACUAUACGAUGGCGCCAAACAGAAAAAAUGUUAAGCGAUUUCUGGAAGCGGUGGUCAACAACUUAUCUACAAACCUUACAAACACGAAGUAAAUGGUUCUACCCUACUCCGAAUUUGCAAAUUGGCGACCUAGUUCUAUUGAGAGAUGAUCACAUUCCCCCAGCGAGAUGGCUAAUGGGAAGGGUAACAGACACCCAUGCAGGAGCGGACGGACGAGUGCGCGUGGUCACACUAAAAACAAAAACCUCAGAUAACGUGAAACGCCCCAUUACGAAGCUCUCACGCUUACCAAUAAGUCACGCUCCGGACGAGGCUGAUAAUUCACGUGCAAAACCUAAGAACACGGGAACGCAUCAACGACCCAGAAAACGAAACAUCCUUAGUUACUUGUGUGUUACACAACAAUAUUAUUCACUACAAUGUGCAUAA
Molecule: messenger RNA, 5562 nt
Organism: Hyposmocoma kahamanoa
Lineage: Eukaryota; Metazoa; Arthropoda; Insecta; Lepidoptera; Cosmopterigidae
Exons: 1
Coding region: 1-5562 (1853 amino acids)
Biological process (GO): DNA integration
Molecular function (GO): nucleic acid binding
Source: RefSeq, a predicted model, not a curated record